Molecule: messenger RNA, 1299 nt
Organism: Mastomys coucha (southern multimammate mouse)
Lineage: Eukaryota; Metazoa; Chordata; Mammalia; Rodentia; Muridae
Product: N-alpha-acetyltransferase 11-like
Exons: 1
Coding region: 35-688 (217 amino acids)
Biological process (GO): N-terminal peptidyl-glutamic acid acetylation
Cellular component (GO): NatA complex
Molecular function (GO): protein-N-terminal-glutamate acetyltransferase activity; protein N-terminal-serine acetyltransferase activity
Source: RefSeq, a predicted model, not a curated record
UGUGCGGAGUCUGACAGGCCUAUCUGCUGCCAACAUGAACAUCCGCCGGGCUCGGCCAGAUGACCUGAUGAACAUGCAGCACUGCAACCUGCUCUGCCUGCCCGAGAACUACCAGAUGAAGUACUACUUCUACCAUGGCCUCUCUUGGCCCCAGCUCUCCUACAUCGCUGAGGAUGAGGACGGGAAGAUUGUGGGCUAUGUCUUGGCCAAAAUGGAAGAGGAUCCUGAUGAUGUCCCUCACGGACAUAUCACCUCACUGGCUGUGAAACGCUCCCACCGGCGCCUUGGCCUGGCCCAGAAGCUGAUGGACCAGGCCUCUCGGGCCAUGAUUGAGAACUUCAGCGCUAAGUAUGUAUCCCUGCAUGUGAGGAAGAGCAACCGAGCAGCCUUGCACCUUUAUUCCAAUACCCUGAACUUCCAGGUUAGUGAGGUAGAGCCCAAGUAUUAUGCAGACGGAGAGGAUGCUUAUGCUAUGAAGCGAGACCUCUCGCAGAUGGCGGAUGAGUUGAGACGGCAGCUGGUGCUGAAGAAAGGUAGAUACGUGCUUCUGGGUUCCAAGGAGAACCCACUUCCUGGUUCUGAAGAGGCCUGUCAGCAGGAGAACCUGGACGGAGGUGACAGUGGCAAUGACGGCAAAGAUACCACUGAUGUCCAAGACAGCUUGCAGACCUUAGGGUCCGCCUCCUAGGUCCUGCCUGAGCACCGCAGAUCUUUGUAUUUUAGCCAUAUUGUUCUUGGGAACCUUGCUCUGGGCUCAUCUCCCAGUGACCUGAAUGGCUCUCCUUUAAAGCUUAGCAGUGCAGAACCUGUGCGAUCCUGGAGGCAUGCCUGGACGCAGAACCUGCUGUGCGGGAGUCAGGGAAGCCCAGGGCCUGCCGUGCAGCCCUUUCUUGGCUUCUUCGUGCUGCCGUCAGGUUCUGUUCAGUAUGUUCUGACUGUGUGUAUCCUGCAGGUUUCUGCCUAGAAUGCCAAACGGGACGUGGGGACAGCUCGAGAAGAUCCCCAGCUUUCAGCCUUUGCCAUUAUUUAUCUGGGUUUUUUUUUCUUGGAGUAGGCAGAACCAUCAAGUUAGUCCUCAUGCCCUCUGCCCCUGUUGGGGGAAGUUCCCUACUCUUGCUUUGUGUGGAAGCUGCCCGGGCCCUGCCCUCCGUCUUUUUGAAGAAGAAUGUUUCCUUUCCUGUGGGAAAAGGUGAUAGGUGUUGGACUAAUACGCAAGCAGAAUUUGUAGAUCUAAAGAAAGAACACUCGGAAAUUAAAUUGCAAUCUCUAACCUGAAAAAAUAAAAAUAUAAAAAAAGUA